Molecule: messenger RNA, 999 nt
Organism: Bombina bombina (fire-bellied toad)
Lineage: Eukaryota; Metazoa; Chordata; Amphibia; Anura; Bombinatoridae
Product: taste receptor type 2 member 40-like
Exons: 1
Coding region: 1-999 (332 amino acids)
Biological process (GO): G protein-coupled receptor signaling pathway; sensory perception of taste; detection of chemical stimulus involved in sensory perception of bitter taste
Cellular component (GO): membrane
Molecular function (GO): bitter taste receptor activity; G protein-coupled receptor activity
Source: RefSeq, a predicted model, not a curated record
AUGCAUAAUCAAACAAAGGAGGAAUCGCAACCAAAUCAUGAUCAAUCCCUGUCAGUUUAUAAAACUAUAUCCUUGACAAUCCAGUUUUUAGAGGCUUUGAUUGGAAUCCUGAUAAAUGGCUUCAUGGUGGCUGUAAAUCUGAUAGACCUUAGGGUUCAAGGACAUCUGGGUUCUUGUGAUUCCAUCCUGACCUGCCUGGGCAUAUCUCGCUUUUGCUUGCAGUUUAUGAUGCUGACACUAUACAUACUGUCCUACUUCUUUAGUACAUAUGCUACUUCAGACAGUGUAACUAAUGGUUUCACAUACUCCUACCUUUUUUUCAAUAACACCUGUCUGUGGUUUGCUACUUGGCUCUGCACGUUCUACUGUGUCCGUAUAGUCAGCAGCCAGCAGAGAUUAUUUGUCACUAUUAAGACACAUUUUGAUCGCUUGGUGCCUGCACUCCUGGUUUCUGCUCUUGUGAUAUCUUACCUCUCCACUGCUCUUUUUUCUUCCAAUAAAAGUAUGUUUGGUAACUGGAGCUUUAACAGUCAUGGAUCUAAAAAUAACACUGAUCCCUUCGCCUUUUCUGGGACAGACUUAGUGAUUUGGUCUUCACUUUGUAUUCUGGGAUCCACUCCACCAUUCGUCAUCUUCUGCACAACCGCUUGGCUGGUGAUACAUUCACUGCUGAAGCACACUAGAAAGAUGAAGUCGCAGGAGAGGACAGGGUUCAGGGAACCUUCACUGAAAGCUCACUAUGGGGCCAUUAAGACCAUGUUUCAUUUCUUCCUUUUUUAUUUGCUGUAUAUGGUGGCCAUCAAUAUCCGCAUGUCAGGGACACUAAAAGAUGACAGUUGGACAGGUUGCUUCUGUGCAGUAGUCCUUGGUGCCUACCCGUCCAUACACUCUGGGUUUCUUGUUAAUGGUAACAGCAAACUCAGACAAAGCUUCAUCAGGCUUCUUCACAAAGGAAACUGCUACCUGCAAACCUCCAAAACUGAGAUACCUGAGAUGUAA